Molecule: messenger RNA, 844 nt
Organism: Acanthoscelides obtectus
Lineage: Eukaryota; Metazoa; Arthropoda; Insecta; Coleoptera; Chrysomelidae
Source: the annotation of a GenBank genome assembly
AUGCAAAGUGUGUCUGCUGAGGAAGCAUAUCUAAAGGAUGAUCGGAACUCUACUAUAGAUGAUGUUACUAGUCAGUUACCCGUGACGGACGGCAAAAGCACCAAAAAUGGAACACUGUUAGAAAAGCUUGGAGUGCAGCUUGACCAUGAAGAUGUAGGAAUGAAUACGUCGUCCGAUGAUAAGAGUACAUUCGAAAAGCCACCGCACUUUGGAAACCAAGUGGCAGAUGAAGCUAGAAGUAAAAAAGGUGGUGGAGGUGGAGGCAAAAUGAACGUAGGCUAUUUCAUAGGUCUAAUGAAGACAGUAAUCGCAACCUACCUGAUAGCAGGUAUCAAGAUGUUAGUCUUGAAGUCGCUUAUAGUGGCAAAGACGGCCUUGUUGGUUUCAGCCUUGCUACUGAUCGCGAAGAUCUUCAAGCAUGAGCAUCACGAGGAACCAGGCUAUAUCGAAGUGGAACACCACGGUUCCGCUCCUAUACCAGCUUACGAAUACCCGCCUUCAGGUUACAGUCAUAGUGGUUACGGUAAAAGCUUCGAUCCCACAGGAUCUGGGUCUGCACUUUCUUACUCCACAGUUGAUGCUCCAACCAGUAACAGCUCGGCCUCAAGACCUGCGUCCAGGAGACGGGGGGAAAGCAGAAAGCGGCCGACUCUAUUGACUAUUACCAGAUUCUCAAAGAAAGAAGAUAAUGGAAUCAUCUAGACUGAGUAAACGGACGUUGCAAUCUAGUCAGAAUGCUCGAAGGGAACUUCUAUAAGCUGACGAAGUUUUUUAACUGUUUGUUGAUAAAUCCAUUUCCUGCUUGCAUGUACAUAUACUUGUGUACCGUUGAACGAAAUAUUCU